Limulus polyphemus (Atlantic horseshoe crab) is the source of this 1737-nucleotide messenger RNA. Its product is annotated as pregnancy zone protein-like. The transcript has 10 exons. NCBI's taxonomy places the organism in Eukaryota, Metazoa, Arthropoda, Merostomata, Xiphosura, Limulidae. Bases 1 to 1737 code for a protein of 578 amino acids. Gene Ontology annotation, molecular function: endopeptidase inhibitor activity. The record is from RefSeq and is a predicted model, not a curated record.
AUGUAUAUGCCUUAUCCUUUUGUCUGUUUGCUAAUAUGUGUUGAACUUACUUCUACAGUUUUUUCUCUUCAACUUAUCUGGUCAGCUGAUUCAAUUCAUCUAUCAAACCAUGCAACAAGUAUACCUACAACAACCAAAAGGCCACAUAAGCCUGUAGAACCAUCAAAAAGCACUCUGGCAUCGGUAGACAUUCGAACUUAUUUUCCUGAAACAUGGCUUUGGGAAUUACAAGCUAUUGGAGAGGAUGGGCAAACGAUUUUCAAGCGUCACCUUCCUCAUACUAUAACAGAAUGGAUUGGUAACGCUGUUUGCAUGGAUCGAAACAGAGGAUUAGGGGUCAGCAACAUAACCAGUGUCGUUGGUUUCCAGCCGUUCUUCCUUUCCUUCACCAUACCUUACUCCAUUAUUCGAGGGGAGAUAGCCCAACUGGCUGUUACCAUUUUCAACUACUUAUCAGAAUGUAUACCUGUUAGAAUAUCUCUUGAUGACAGCCAAGAUUUUAUGAUUAUUGGCGCCUCCACAGAGAAAGAGUUCUGUGUCUGUGGAAAAGACAGCUACACAUAUCCUUUCAAAAUUCGAGCGAAAACUCUGGGACUUGUCAAUCUUACCGUUGGAGCCCAGAACAUAGAUAACAACGACCUCUGUGAGAACAAAAUUACAACAUCUCUCAAAGCUGCGGAUGCCAUAACACGACAUUUACUGGUCGAGGCAGAAGGUUUUCCUAAAGAAGAAACCAAAACAACGUAUGCUUGUCUGAAAGAGCUUCAAACUCAACAGUAUAUGGAAAACUUUGAAUUAAAACCACCAAGCAACGUGGUACACCAAUCAGCGCGUGCAUUUGUUGCUGUAUCUGGGGACCUCAUGGGCCCAGCUCUUAACGGACUAGAAAGUCUUGUGCGUUUACCUGUUGGAUGUGGAGAACAAAACAUGAUCCUUUUCGCGCCUAACAUCUUCGUUUUGAACUAUCUCACAUCAACUAAUCGUGUUACUGAUGACCUGAAAACUAAAACCAUAAAUUUCAUGCAAACUGGCUAUCAGAGAGAACUGAAAUAUCGUCACCAAGACGGUUCUUAUAGUGCAUUUGGUGAAAGAGACAAAGAAGGUAGUCUUUGGUUGACGGCUUUUGUAGCUAAAUCCUUUUAUCAAGCAAAGAAAUUUAUCACUAUCGAUGAUACGGACUUGGAGAAAACGUAUAAUUGGAUCGUCAAACAGAGACGAGAGGAUGGCUGCUUUCAUUCAGUAGGAAAUGUGAUACAUCAAGCUAUGAAGGGUGGAGUUGAAGGCAGUGAUCAAGCCCUGACAGCUUAUGUUUUGACUUCUUUAUUGGAAUAUGGAUACUCUACGAACGAUCCUGUCAUCUUGUCUGGCUUCUCAUGUAUAAGAAGCAUUGAAUCUUACCCUACCUACCUUCUAGCUUUGAUGGCUUAUGCUGUUUCUUUGGCAAACUUACCACAGAAUGAGUACUUGGAGCAGCUCGAAGAAAGAGCCGAAAUUAGAGGUCACAUGAAAUUUUGGAAGACCGACAAGGAUUCUAAGCCUAACUCUAUGGACAUUGAAAUUGCAAGUUACGCUUUGUUAGCCUUAAUGACAUCAAAAGGACAGGAUGCUGUGGGAAACGCCCAACCUAUUGUUCUUUGGCUAACAUCGCAAAUCAAUUCUCAAGGAGGAUUUAUGUCAACCCAGGUUUGUAUAGUUAAAGUGAACUUGAAGAUGCAACAUUUAAACUUGGAUCUAUAG